AUGGCUGAAGUAGCUAAGGCAGACAAGGUUCUCCUGGAUGAUGGAGCAAGGAGGCUGCCAUUUUCUGCAUUUGCUUUAGGGGUAAAAGAACUGUAUGCUACCUUGAGCUGCACCACAAGGCAAAGCAAACUUGAAAAACGAGCAGCACACAUAAAGCCAGGAUCAGACAAAUUCGCCAACGAGAUUAUCAAGUGCCACUCUAGGACACACAAUUCUCAAUCUUGCCCGGUGGAACGCGCGGUAGCGGCGGCGGAAGGCGGGAUCGGAGAUGCCGUGGCGCCAGGACUUGCACACGAGGGAUGCGCGGACGAGGCACGCCGGCUGUCCUGCCGGGAGGCGGAGGAGGAUCUCGCCGACGAGGUCGUCCACCAGCUCCGGCGCCGCCAUGACGCUGGCCUCGCCGCUUCUAGCGGAAGCACCGUCACUGGACUCGCUGACGGGGACGGCCGUCGGCUCCAUGUCGCCCGGCCUGGGUGGCAGUAG
Molecule: messenger RNA, 483 nt
Organism: Miscanthus lutarioriparius
Lineage: Eukaryota; Viridiplantae; Streptophyta; Magnoliopsida; Poales; Poaceae
Source: the annotation of a GenBank genome assembly